UGGUUAUGAUGGCACAGUGCGAGUGUGGAGUCUCCCAAACAAGACCCACCAGUUCCUACAGCAGACUUGUGUUUUCCAUCGAGGACGUGAGGCUGGGGCGGAGGAGCUGGAUGGGAACCCAAUCAACAAUGUCUGUUGGAGCAGCACAGGGAAGUUGCUGGCCGGCAGCAUGGACAACCUGGUCAACAUCUGGAUGAUUGGUGGUGGUAGAGGUCAUUUAAUAGAACAGCCUCAGUGGGUGACGGCUCUGGCCUGGCCAGAGAGCAAGGGAAUGUUUGAGGGAAGAAUAGGCCUGGUUGGAGAUAGCCUGUUGGUGGGUCGGCUGGAUGGAACCCUGUCAUUGAUUGAUAUGAUUGACUUGACCACCUACAGGAGCUUUGACCUGGAACACUGCAGAAGAUGGAAUGUGUCUGUGACAUCCAUCGCAUGGUAUGAGGAAGAUGGCAGGUUUGCUGUUGGCUACAGUGAUGGAGUGGUCUCCCUUUGCAGGAGAGAGGACUUUGAGCAGCCUGUCAACAUUGAGGCACACAAGAGUUCAGUUACCGGCCUGCACUGGGAUACUACUGGCAACCUGCUGGCCAGUCGGGCAAUGAAUGACAGCGAGGUUAAAGUCUGGAUGACUUCAGGAAAUGAUGGCUUCACCGCCUGGAACACCCUGCAACAUUCCGCAGGAAUUACUGAAGUUCGAUGGUGUCAUUUGCCGGGGACUGGAAACAAGAAAAAACUAAUGCUGGCAAGUGGAUGUAGCGAUGGUCUGAUCUAUGUGUGGACAGUGGCCCAGCCCAGUCCUGGAACAGCACCUGUGUGUCCAUGGGUCAGCAUAGAGCCAGCAGUCCAGCCAAAUGCUGCAGAGGUUCACGUCAGCGACCACCAGCAGCCAAGAGGAAACACCAGGAAGAAGCCAGAUGUGUCUCUCUGUGGCCACAUUGCUCCAAUCUCAGCCUUGGCAUUCAGUCCUGAUGGGCUGAUGUUGGCCAGUGGCUGUGCCAAGGGGUGGCUCAAUAUUUGGUCAAUACAGGACAAGUGUUUACUUCAGACGUACACAGGAACUGGUGUCAUUAAAUCUCUGGAGUGGUUUUCUGACCGCAGCUUGGCUGCUUCCUUCAGCAAAUGUAAGGAUGUGGUAAUACUGAACUACAACACUGAGCUCUACCACACAAAUCGAGUAAUGGCACUGGCACGCAAGUCACUGAAGCAGCAGGGCAUCAUGGGGCUGAGUCAGGCAAAGUGCUUCUGUAGCCUUCUGCAGAGACUUCCCUCCAUGUUGCUGGAACAGUAUCAGCAUGAGAAGAGCCAAGUGACAGCAGGAGACCAGCUCCAGAACAGCCAGUAUCUGCAGUGCCUGACAUCCAUGGCUGUUAGUUUACAGCUGGAUUCAGCUCUGUGUUUCUCCCCACUACCCUUGCCUCACAGAACACCAUCUACAGACCUGGAGCAUAUUGUCAAGGAGUGGCAGUGGUUGUUGAUCUACUCAUGUGCCAUCAAAUCUGCUGAUGCCUUGCUGUACAGGCUUCCCUUCCCACAAACUUUCAAGCUGCUCAACAAAGAGAAGAUAGACCCGGAUCUCCAGGCACAAGCAUAUGACAACAAACAAUGGGACCUAACCAUGGAUGGCCAGAUCAUGUCUUGGGCAACACAACAACCCGAAGACUGGCAGACAUGUGGCAGGUGCCAGACCUGGAUGUGGGGUAGUGGAAGACAUGGACAGAUCUGUGAAGGUGGAAGAGUCGCUCUGUUGCCUGUCAAAAUCCCAUCGCUUUCCAAUGCACAACAGAUUGUCUGUGGCCAGAACUGCACAUUUAUUAUCAUGCCAAACGGUUGUCUGAUGUCCUGUGGAGAAGGCAGCUAUGGAAGACUAGGCCAGGGCAACUCAGAUGACAUCCACACCCCAACAGCUAUAUCUGCUUUGCAAGGUUUUGUGGUAGUACAAGUAUCAACAUCGGCUGGUUCUGAUGGACACAGCAUGGCUCUGACGGAGAGUGGUGAAGUGUUCAGCUGGGGAGAUGGAGACUAUGGAAAACUAGGACACAACAACAGUGAGAGACACAAGAGGCCAAAGCAGAUUGAAGCUCUGCAGGGAGAAGAUGUAAUACAGGUGUCCUGUGGAUUCAAGCACAGUGCUGUAGUCACGGCUGAUGGCAAGCUCUUCACCUUCGGCAACGGUGACUACGGUCGACUGGGGCACGGCUCUACAGCGAACAAGAAAGUUCCAGAGAGGGUGAUGGCUUUAGAAGCCUUUCAGAUUGGAAUGGUGGCCUGUGGUCUAAACCACACCCUGUGCAUGUCAGCAGACGGGGGAAUUGUCUGGGCUUUUGGCGAUGGAGAUUAUGGGAAGCUGGGACUAGGCAACAGCUCUCCCAAAUCUGUGCCUACCAAAGUGGAGCUCCUGAAGGACUUCCUCAUCAAGAAGAUUGCCUGUGGGACUCAGUUCUCUGUGGCACUGACCACAGAUGGACAAGUGUACACAUGGGGACAAGAUCGCAUGAUUGGCCAGGGAGAGACACAGUGUGUAAGCCAUUGCAAGCCUGAAAAAGUGAUGCCACUGGCAGGUCAUUUUGUUGAUGACAUUACCACAGGAGCCGAACACACGCUAGUGCUGACCGUCACUGGACAGGUCUGGGGAUGGGGCGUCAACUCUGAUGGACAGUUGGGACUUGGUCAUACCAGCUCUCCAGUAAAAGAACCAGCGCUCAUUCCUCAGCUGUCUGACAUGAAUAUCAAACAAAUUUCUGCGGGAAGGAGUCACUGUGCUGCCUGGUCUUUCCCGCCACCUCCCAAACGUGUCCCAGGAGUGACAGCUCCGCUGCAGCUGGGCUUGCCAGAGACCAUCCCUCCACAGUAUACAUCCCUGCAGAACAUACCUCCAGAGGCAAUCAGAGGCCGGCUGAUUGUGCUGCAUCAUUUUAGUGAUCUCAUCUACUCGUCAUGGAGAUUAGUCAACUUGAUCCCCAAACAAGACUUUUCUGCUGGAGAAUCAGAAGUGCCUGGUAUCUGUGAAGGCCAGCUGCGUCCGUUGCUGUCUCCACGUGUUUACACCCUGCCAAUGGUGAGAGCCAUCAGUAAAACCAUGAUACAGAGCAAGAACUGUGGGCCUCAGAUCACUGUCAAACGGCUGUCAACCAGGGGUAAGAAGUGUCGUCCAGUCUUCACGCAGAUUGCUCAGCAGGUGGUUAAACUGAAGUCUGAAGAUCUCCGUCUGCCAGCCCGGGCAUGGAAGGUCAAGCUUAUUGGAGAAGGUGCUGAUGAUGCUGGGGGCGUCUUCGAUGACACCAUUACAGAAAUGUGUAUGGAACUAGAAUCUGGAACUGUGCCACUUCUGAUCCCCACACCAAACGCCAAGAAUGAGUCCGGCAAUAACCGUGACAGAUAUCUUCUGAAUCCUGCGCUGUCAGCUGAUGACAAUGUGGUACAGUUUAAGUUCCUGGGCAUUCUGUUUGGUGUGGCUAUUCGCACCAGAAAGCCUUUGGACUUACAUCUGGCGCCUUGUAUAUGGAAACUCAUAGCUGGCAUGCCCCUCAAAGUUGAUGAUUUGGAGGAGGUUGACCAUAUCUACAUCCAGAGCUUGAGAGGAAUCAGAGACCUCCAUGAGAGUGGAAUCAAUGAGACCAACUUCCAUGAGUUCAUUCCUAUCGACACAUUUGAGGGUCAGAGUUCCAGCGGUCACAUGGUACCUGUAGUACCUGGAGGUCAAAGUUUACCUGUCCACUUCCACAACCGUAAUGAAUAUGUUGACUGUGUUUUACAGUACAGGCUACAUGAAUGGGACAAGCAGGUGUCACUGAUCAGAGAAGGCAUGUCUGGGAUCAUACCUGUGCCUCUGCUGACAUUACUGACAGCACCUGCCCUAGAGCAGCUGGUAUGUGGCACUGACGAGGUCAACGUUGAAGUUUUACAGAAAGUUGUCAGGUAUCGAGGUAUUGAUGAGAACCACAUUUUGGUACGCUGGUUCUGGGCUGUGCUGGAGUCAUUCACAAAUGAGGAACGCAUCCAGUUUCUGAGGUUUAUCUCUGGAAGAACAAGGUUGCCUAGCAACCCAGCAGACAUUACACAAAGAUUCCAGAUUAUGACUUCUGAUAGGGGACGGGACAGUCUACCCACCUCCCAAACCUGUUUUUUCCAGCUGCGGCUGCCCGCUUACAGCAGCCAGGCAACAAUGGCCAGCAAACUGCGCUACGCCAUCAACCACUGUCGCUCCAUCGACAUGGACAACUACAUGCUGGUCAGGAAUACCGAGACCAGUCAAGAUUCAGAUGAUGACAUUGUCUGA
Candidula unifasciata is the source of this 4267-nucleotide messenger RNA. The record is from the annotation of a GenBank genome assembly. Lineage: Eukaryota; Metazoa; Mollusca; Gastropoda; Stylommatophora; Geomitridae.